Messenger RNA from Propithecus coquereli (Coquerel's sifaka), 963 nucleotides. RefSeq names its product sosondowah ankyrin repeat domain family member D (gene SOWAHD). Lineage: Eukaryota; Metazoa; Chordata; Mammalia; Primates; Indriidae. The transcript has a single exon. Bases 1 to 963 code for a protein of 320 amino acids. Gene Ontology annotation, molecular function: protein binding. The record is from RefSeq and is a predicted model, not a curated record.
AUGGCCCAGCCCCGAGGGGCCGCGAACCCGGCGCCCAAGGCCUCGCUCGCGCCGACCGCGCAGAUCCUGCGGAGCGCCCCGCAGCCCCGCCCCUCGAGAGCGGACACCGGCAGCCUGGGCAGGUACCGGGGCAACGCCGCCGCCGCCCCCUCCCGGGAGCCCUCCUUCCACGGCACGCUGAUGCUCUCGGGAGCCGGCUCGGGGCGCCGGCGGGGAGCGCUGCGGGAGCUGCUGGGGCUGCAGGGGGCGGCUCCUGCCGGGUGGCUGUCGGAGGAGCGCGCCGAGGAGCAGUCCCCGGGCGGGCCGAGCGGACCGGGCGGCAGCGGGCUGUGCCUGGAGCCGCGAGAGCACGCGUGGAUUCUGGCGGCCGCCGAGGGCCGUUUCGAGGUGCUGCAGGAGCUGCUGGAGGCUGAUCCGGGGCUGCUGCUGCGGGGCGACCCGAUCACCGGCUACACGGUGCUCCACUGGCUGGCCAAGCACGGGCGCCACGAGGAGCUCAUUCGGGUGCACGACUUCGCCCAGCGCCGGGGGCUGCGUCUCGACGUGAGCGUCCCGGGCAGCGGUGGCCUCACGCCCCUCCACCUGGCGGCUCUGCAGGGCCACCACAUGGUCAUCAAGGUGCUGGUGGGCGCCCUGGGCGCUGACCCCACGCGCCGCGACUACAGCGGCAACCGGCCCUGCCACUACCUGCCGCCCGACGCGCCCCGGUGUCUGCGGGAGCUGUCGGGGGCCGAGGACUGGGAGACGGCGGGCGGCAGUGAGCGCCACAACGCCAACAACAACAGCAGCGGCGGCGCUGCGUGGACGCUCAGGCGGACCCCGAGCGCAGUGGGCGCGACGGCCGUGGGGACAAACACGAGAGUGGCGGCGCUGUCUGCCAGGGAGAAGGACGCUGCGGGCAGCCGUGUGGCGCAAAUUCAAGGCCUUUUCCGCCAGCUGUUCCCUUUCUUCCAGAACCGUUGA